CGAGCGUGUCUGCCGCGCGCCGUAUUGACAUUUGCCCGCUUUCGGCCCGUCAGAGCGCCGUCGCGGCGCGUCGCGCCCGUUUUGUGUCUGGUGGGCGCCCGUUGCGGAGACGUGAUGGGGCCCUAGGCGAGUGCAGUGUUUACAUAUAUGUGGGCAGACACGGUGGCAGCGUGUCGCAAUUAGACUGUUUUCGUAUGUGUAAUUGGGAUCCGGUGCUGCGAGGGCCAGGAGGUAAACAGCGCAGACGUCGAGGCCGGGGAGACAGGUAAACACAGGCAGACACAUAAAACAGGAGGUGUCUCCGGUGUGGUGAGCAGAGGUCGUCUGCACGUCUGCGGUGGGGGUGUGUGGGUGUGGUGUUGGAGUGUCGUUCUGCAACCGUGCCUCCGAUGUCGACCGCCGCCAGCGUCACCGAAACGCCUCUCAAACACACCGCACAGGGCGCCGUGUCCCUCCCUCCGCUCUCGUCUAUCCUGCUGUCGCCAGCAGAGUCCUCGCUGCGCAACUCGCUGAUCCACGAGUCCACGCCGCAGAGACACAAGGUCCCGCUGCUGCCGGCCAGAGCCAAGCCCAACAUCUUCAACACGGGCGGCGCCAAGCCCCCACACAGCAGCAGGGCGUUCUCGCUGCCGUCGAUCGAGUCCCUGACCGCCAGCCCUACGCUCAAGAAGUCCCUCUCGUGCUCCGCCUCGCUGCCCCUGCCCACCCCGUACCACGACUCCUUCUACAACAAGUCGUUUGUGCCGGCCACGCCGCUCACACACAAGCUGCCGCUCGCACCCAUCCUCAACCAGUCCACCCCGCUGCAUCUCUCCCGCAGCCGGACAAACACAAGCAUCUUCCCCGUCCUCUCCAAACAGAGAAACGCCAAUGUCUCGCUCACCUCCGACAACAACGAGUCCAGCUUCUGCGCCUCCACCCCGUUCAAGUCGACGCUCAACACCUCCUCCCUCUCCUCCGGCAGUGAGAACAUCUUCUCCUCGAAAAACAUCAUCAACAGCAGCACGCUCAAGUCGGACCUUUCCAUCAAGCUCCAAGACAAGACCCCCGGCUCUGUUUCCAAGAAGAGAAAGGCCUCCCUCGACGAAAGCAAGAGCUUCGCCUUCAUCUCCCACUCCCAGGAAACUUUCCUUUCCAACGAGCCGAAUAUCGACAACGCCAGACUCGCACGGAGAAAGAGAAGAAGAACCUCACCAACGGAGUUGGCCAUCCUGAAAGAGGAAUUCAAGAAGGGCACCACUCCCAACAAGCAGAGAAGAAUCCUCAUUGCGAAAAGAGUCGACAUGACAGAGAAGGCUGUCCAGAUCUGGUUCCAGAACAAAAGGCAAGCCAUGCGGAAGAUUCAGAAUCAAAAUAGCAAAGAGUUUGUUGUCGAGAUCAACAGCAAGAAAAGCCCAGAUACCUCCGACGAUGAAGACAUGAAUGAAGACGAAGAUGCCGAAAACGACAAUGACAAUGAUAAUGACAACAAUAACGAUAACGAUAACGGCAACGACAACGACAACGAUGAGCAUGAAAACGAAGCGCUUCUGAGUGUAUCCAACAAGUUGAAAACCUACACAGAAGCAGAAUUGAAGAUCGCCAGCGAAAGUGGCAUUUACAGUGAUGAUUCCAGUGUCGACUCAAAGCAGUUGAACUUGCUUGAAGAAAACAAGGAGAAUAUCGACCCAGACGUCAAAUCUCCAAGCAAGGUUGGCUCCGUAAUGUCGCUUCCACCCAGGGGGAUCUUCUCUUCUCCUCUUUCUUCUACAAAGUCUGGUAAAAAGAUGGUACUCACAGACAUAACCAACCAACAAGCCGGCCAGACUUUCAAGUUCAAAUCCACAAAUUUCGGAUUGAUCUCCCACAAUGCAAUUACCUCAAGAAGACAAAAGCCUACAAUGAAGUUAAAACUUAAGUCGGGAUUUGCCAACUCCAGCAAGCCCAACGAAUUUAAACAUCAAGGCUUGGUGAUCUUAAAGGAUGCCACCAAUCAUUCUAAUACCAAAUCCGAAAUCAAAUUAAAAGUUCACGCUGCACCACAACUGAAGUCGGAGAACUAACUCAUUUCAUGCAUUAUUCGUUAUUUUUUGUUUUUCGUACCUUUACAUUUACAUUUACAUUUUUCAGCAUUUUAUACUACACUGCAGGAUAUUCAUAUUUUUGUUUGGUAUAUUGACAGUACACAGGGCCCAGAUUUUUAUAAAAAAACUAUUUAACAUUUUAAUUGUAUACUAGGAAACACUUUACUCAUUUAUCUAACCAC
Molecule: messenger RNA, 2245 nt
Organism: Pichia membranifaciens NRRL Y-2026
Lineage: Eukaryota; Fungi; Ascomycota; Pichiomycetes; Pichiales; Pichiaceae
Exons: 1
Coding region: 390-2042 (550 amino acids)
Biological process (GO): regulation of transcription by RNA polymerase II; cell differentiation
Molecular function (GO): RNA polymerase II cis-regulatory region sequence-specific DNA binding; DNA-binding transcription factor activity, RNA polymerase II-specific
Source: RefSeq, a predicted model, not a curated record